Molecule: messenger RNA, 414 nt
Organism: Aureococcus anophagefferens
Lineage: Eukaryota; Pelagophyceae; Pelagomonadales; Pelagomonadaceae
Exons: 1
Biological process (GO): protein phosphorylation
Molecular function (GO): ATP binding; protein kinase activity
Source: RefSeq, a predicted model, not a curated record
AUGCACGCGACGGAGAACAGCUUCAAGUACGAUCCCUACGACUCCGAUUCGGAUCAGGAAGCGUCCCUUCUCGGCGAGGGCUCCUUCGGAGCGACGCACACGAUGCGCAACGUCGACGACGGCCACCUGUACGCGGUCAAGCUGAUCAACAUCAAGAAGGCGCGCGUCCCCAUCGAGAACCUGCGGCAGGAAGCGUCGCGCCUCAGGACGCUCAAUCAUCCGAACAUCGUCCGCUACUACACGUCCUUCACGAAGAAGAAGUUCUUCGCGAUCGUCAUGGAGCUCCUGACCGGCGGCUCGCUGCUCGAGCGCAUCGACGGCGCCGCCGGCCCGCUCCCGGACGGCCAGAUCAAGCGGUGGACGAUCCAGAUCGCGUCCGCGCUCGCGCACAUGCACGCGCAACGCAUGCAGCAC